AUGAACGAUCACGGACAGUCAAGUCUCGACCACAAUAGAAGCCCUGUGUCCCUCGACAUCAUUAUUGUGGGUGCUGGGUUGAGUGGUCUUGCGUCGGCUGUCUCAUGCUCUUUAUCGGGGCAUAAGGUUACCAUCUUUGAAUCUGCGACUGCGCUCCAAGAGGUUGGCGCAGGACUACAGAUCACACCCAACUCAUCUCGUCUACUGCGCCGAUGGAAGUUAUCUGAACAAUUCUGGGAUUCAGUCGCCGAGCCUACUCGUCUAGCUGUUCAUCGUUAUUCGGGCCAAGUUCUUGCUUUGGAAAAAGACUUUGACAAGAACAUCCGAGAGAAGUACGGAGCUCCCUUUGUCGAUGCGCACCGAGUGGAUCUCCAAUCUGCGUUACUGGAGAGGGCGCAGCAACUCGGCGCCAAGGUCAAGUUAUCGCAGAAAGUUACAAACGUCAACUUCAACAUUCCAGAAAUCACUACGCAAAGUGGAACCAAGGCAAGGGCUGAUCUGAUUAUCGCUGCCGAUGGCUUGUGGUCUCGUUGUCGUGGUGCCUUCCUUGCUACUAAAGAUGCGCCCAAGCCUACAGGUGAUCUUGCUUACCGCGUUGUUCUAAAGUUGGAGGACAUCAAAGAUCCCGAGUUGAUCGACUGGGUCCGUAACAGCUCAUGUCAUUUCUGGAUCGGUCCUGGUGCACAUGCCGUGGGUUAUUCCCUCCGAGGCGGAAACAUGUAUAAUAUUGUUCUCCUUGUUCCUGAUGACCUGCCUCAAGGUGUCAGUAGGCUUCCCGGAUCUGUGGACCAGAUGAAAGCGCUUUUUCAAGGCUGGGACCCAAUACUACUUCGCUUCCUCGAUCUUGUCACUGAUGUUGACCGAUGGAAGUUGAUGCAUCAUGACGAAAUGGAGCAUUGGGUAAACACACAAUCGAAUUUGGUCUUCGUUGGGGAUGCAUGCCAUCCUAUGCUUCCCUAUUUAGCCCAAGGUGCAAACUCAGCAAUCGAGGACGGUGCUGUGCUCGGACUUUUGCUAGGCGCUGUGGAGUCACAGAGGGAUAUACCAAGAAUGUUGAAACUCUAUGAACAAUUGCGGAAGAGUCGCGGAGAAGCUAUCGUGCGGGAAACGUUCAAGCAGGUAAGCAAGAAGCUCCGUUUUGUCCUGCCUUGA
Messenger RNA from Fusarium coffeatum, 1152 nucleotides. RefSeq lists its product as uncharacterized. The record is from RefSeq and is a predicted model, not a curated record. The coding region runs from base 1 to 1152 and encodes 383 amino acids. Lineage: Eukaryota; Fungi; Ascomycota; Sordariomycetes; Hypocreales; Nectriaceae. Gene Ontology annotation, biological process: secondary metabolite biosynthetic process. Gene Ontology annotation, molecular function: FAD binding; monooxygenase activity. The transcript is spliced from 4 exons.